This is a messenger RNA of Cylindrotheca closterium, 825 nucleotides long. NCBI's taxonomy places the organism in Eukaryota, Bacillariophyta, Bacillariophyceae, Bacillariales, Bacillariaceae. The record is from the annotation of a GenBank genome assembly.
AUGGUUAUGCAAUCGCAGGUCGUCGCUUCUGCUUUCAAGUCUCCCGGACUCACAGCCUACAAACGAUCCUAUCAGAAGAAAGGACAAAAGGAUAUUCACGAACAAGUAUUUGGCUCCCUCUCAGAGAUUGUUGGUGAUCACCAUGUUCCAAAACGUGUGGUCUAUCCAGGAUGUCAUCGCCAUAUUACGGCUUCCCUCUGCUUUCCAAAUAUGGACUACGUAGAUUGUGACAAGAAAGUCGCAAAUGUCUACCAAGAUGAGGUAGUCAAGGACUGGAUACUCUCAGAGACACAGGAGCAAUCCUCAACGACGACGACGAUUGCACGACCCAAGUGGACCUUUACAUGUACCUCCUAUGCUGCCAUGGCACAGAAUGCCAAGUUCGAGGACGAAAGUUAUGACUUGAUGAUUUCGCUCUCAGCAGGCAUCGUCUCAGAGCCAUGUUCCCGAUACAUUCGACCAGGCGGUCACUUUUUGGUGAACGAUUCUCAUGCUGACGCUAGUGCCGCCUUUGUUGCCAAAGAUGAGAGCAGCAACAAGACAGCAAAAUUGUUCCGCUUGAUUGCAGUCUGGAAGGAUGGACUAUGGAAUACAGCUGAUUUAGAAGAUUACUUCCAGACUACCAAAGGUGAAUACAUUUCUGUGGAGCAAGCUCGUGAAGCAGCCGAAAUCGGUAGCGUAUCGAAACGCUCGUUUCGUUUGUUGAAAGGUGCCCCGUUCUAUCUCUUUCGAAAAAAGGCAGCAGAUGAUGGCGACACAGCAGCAGCAGCAGCAGCAGCAGGUGAAAGCAAAGGCCAAUCGAGGAAGCGCCGUAGAGUAAAAUAG